Limulus polyphemus (Atlantic horseshoe crab) is the source of this 3131-nucleotide messenger RNA. RefSeq lists its product as uncharacterized. Lineage: Eukaryota; Metazoa; Arthropoda; Merostomata; Xiphosura; Limulidae. The transcript has 3 exons. Bases 159 to 2627 code for a protein of 822 amino acids. The record is from RefSeq and is a predicted model, not a curated record.
UUUGUAAAGAGCUGGUGUUCGUGGAGCACGUGCUUUCAUUUGAAGUUUACUGACUCUGUGGUUUUACUGAGGAAAGCAUCGUGUUGCUUUCAAGGCCGGCCGAUCAUCCCAGAAGAUAGAAAACAGCAGUGGAUACAUGGUUGUUUCCAGGGAACAAAAUGAAUCUCUUCAAGAUGUUUUCCAUUUCCUUUUUGUUCUGGUGUUUUGUUUUUAUUCCAUCUCGCUCCGAGUCUUGUGGAGAAGUCAGCUUUAAUGUAACCAGCGGGAUUGUACGUUUACCAGACAUCCACUAUGACGUCAUAAAAGAGUUGAACUGUCUCUGGUUCUACACCGCGCCUCCCGGAAGGGAGCUUCUCGUGAAGGUCGACCAUGUCCAUUUGGAUCCUCCACGUCGUUGGUGGGCCUCUUUGAAGCUGGACGUAGAUGACCAGACUUUUGAGCUUCCAAGUAAAUGUGUACGUUGUUUGUCAGAGAUUGUAGCUGGACAGGAACUAAGAGUGGUUUUUACCUAUACAACCAGAUCUUCUAAGCGUGGCACUGGUUCUGAGCCUAUUGGUUCGUUUCAGAUCCGAUUUAAAGCUUUUGACCCAUUUCUGUGCGAUCGCCCGGUGCCUCCAAAAAACGGAUACAUUAUUACAGAACAAAGAAGAGUCGGCAACACUAUUGAGUACAGGUGCAAUCCUCCGUUUGAACUAGUAGGGAAUCCUGAUUCCCGAUGUAGAAUCCCAAAAUCAAGCCCAAUUCCGGAGUGGUCUGAGCCCGCUCCAGAAUGUAUAAUUCCAGACUGCACUGGUGGGGUUAUUCACAAAGUUGCGGGAAGAGGUGCAAUCUCAAACCCAGGUUAUCAGUCAAAACGGUUGUUACCACAAAGACAAUGUCGAUGGGAAAUAAUGGCUGGGAGAGGAGAAAGAAUAAAGAUGGUUUUUACUUAUAUCCAAUUGAAACAAGAAGAAUCUACGGAAUUAAAGAUUUACGACGGCGAUCUUUUUAGGCCUUUAACCAACCUAACUCUUCUGACUAACAAGAAGAAACCAGAACUUGUUACAAGCACAAAUAAACUUAUUAUUUUCUUCACAACAGGGGAUGUUCCAAACUCCAGUGAGUUGCAAGGUUUUUUUAUUGAAUACUGGAACAUUUCGGGGUUUUGUUUCCAUCCAGGACAAAUAGAAAACGGUGAAAUCAUUAGCCAGAAUUUCACAAUAGGCUCUAAUAUUAGGUUCCUCUGUCAUCCAAACUUUCAUCUUAUUGGGCCACAAUCUGCAAUUUGUCUUCCUGGUGGUAGAUGGAAUGUAUCCAAACCAAGAUGCCAUUUUUUGAAUCUAACUUUAUCUUCAUAUGAAACAUUUGGUUUAUUCGAGUUUUUAGUGAAUUCAAGACCUUCGCAAGCGCCAGUUGGAUCUCCACAGAGCUCAUCUGAUAUGUCCAAUACAACCCUGCCCUCUAGCAGUGAGGAUGAAAAAGAUUUUGUAUUUUCUGUAACUCCUACUUUUACAUCUUUUUCAAGAAAUUCUCAGAGUAAAACGGUUGAAACGACAAAUUUUAACAGUUUGUCGCACCCAUUAUCUCCUACCUCAACAGAAGAUAGUAAAAAUCAGUUUCAUGACGUUCAGGGAAAUUUUAACAUUGACCAAGAAAAUAAGAAUUCUUCUCGAUCAUAUUCACAUAAAAUCCUCAAGAACAUCUCAGGUUUAUAUCCUGUUCAACACAAUAGGACAUCAAACCAAAAUACACGACCUAGAACCGUAGUAAAAGAACAGAAAUAUAGACCGUCAAGACAUAGACUUUCAGAACAAACAACUACGUCAAUUCUAGAGGUGGGUUUUCUUCAUCCAGAUCAAACAAUUUCAUUCCAGCCAACACAACUAUCUACUCCAAGUAACUUGCAGCCAUAUCUAGACCCCCAAAUGGACUCAUAUGCGUCAGAUAAAAAGAAGACAGAUCUAAACCCCCAAGUGGACUCGCAUGCGUCAGAUAAAAAGGAGAUAGAUCUAGAUCCCCAACUGGACUCGAAUGCGUCAGAUAAAAAGGAGAUAGAUCUAGAUCCCCAACUGGACUCGAAUGCGUCAGAUAAAAAGAAGGAGACGCAUCUAAACCCCCAAGUGGACUCGUAUGCGUCAGAUAAAAAGGAGACAGAUCUUAAUCCCCAAGUGGACUCGUAUGCGUCAGAGAAAAAGAAACAGACGCAUCUAAACCCCCAAGUGGACUCGUAUGCGUCAGAUAAAAAGAAGGAGACAGAGCUAGAUCCCCAAAUGGACUCGUACACAUCAGAUAAGACAACUAAGAUAAACCUCGGUCUCCCAGUAGAUUCGUACGCUUCACAUAACAAAAAUGAGACUCAUCUGGACUUCCAAGCCGACUCGUACGCGUCAGAUAAAAACGAUUCAAAGGAAGACAACGGUUCCCUUGCCACAAAGGACACUGUUGAAGGCAACAGCCGUAAUGAAGAAAACACAACCCUCACCGAGAAACCCCUUAUGUUGAUUAUUAUCGUGGCAACAAGCGUAGUGGUCUUAUUGGUUUUUCUCAUGACUAUAGCUGUGCUAUUGUACAAGAAACGGCGUCGUUCAUCCUCAGGAACUCCUGUUUCUGAGAAGUCGAAGAACGACAAAACAGAUGGAUCAGAGUGAAUUCAUUAUUCGUGUAUUUAUACUGCUUUGCUGUUGAUAAACGACAAACACCUAAGUAGCUAAUUUAGAUUUGUUCUUCAUAACUGAUAUAAAAAUCAUACGUAAAUAACAGUUCUAUCUAACUGUAAAUAUCAAAUAAUAACAAUAAAAUAACCGCCAGGGUGAUAUUUAUAAUCUAUGAUGAUGAUAACAUGAGUCUUAUGUUUGAAUAAUUAGAAGUAAAAUGAUGAAACACAUUUUAUAUGUUUUGUUUACAAUAAUUCUAACGUUGGUAUGAGGACUUUAUAAUUAAAGUGUAUUAAAUCAAAUAAUUCCAUAUAACGUUGCCAUGACAAUUUAAUAUGUCGAGUGAUAUACGUUUGUCACCAUGGAUUCAAAUUUAGAUAAGGAAAAACCAAUUACACGUUGUCAUGACAACCUCAAAUGUCGACUUAUGCACGUUUGUCACCAUGGAUUCAAAUUUAGAUAAGGAAAAAAAAAACAAUUACACGUUGUCAUGACAAC